GGCGCGAUCUAUGGGUGAUGGUGGUAUCAGCGUCACCGUACGAGCACAUGCUGGGCAAGCCCGACGUUAAGUACGUGGCCAACAUCCACGGGAAUGAAGCCGUCGGUCGGGAACUGCUAUUGCACCUCAUUCAGCACUUGGUCACCUCCUACGACAGCGACCCCUACAUCAAAUGGUUGUUAGACAACACCAGGAUCCACCUGAUGCCGUCCAUGAACCCCGACGGUUUCGCCAUCUCUAAAGAGGGACAAUGCGACACCAUUCACGGCAGACACAACGCCCGUCGGUACGACCUGAACCGCAACUUCCCAGAUUACUUCAAGGCUAACACGAAGCAGCCGCAACCCGAGACGGAGGCGGUCAAGGAAUGGAUCUCCAAGAUCCAGUUCACGCUGUCGGGAUCGCUGCACGGCGGCGCUCUCGUCGCCUCGUACCCGUUCGACAAUACGCCCAGUGCCAGACUAUGCAGAUCUUCAGUACUAUGCUCAGUGUUCCAAAGCUACGCGCACUCCCCGUCGAUCGCCCCGGAUGACGACGUGUUCCGCCACCUGUCGCUGGUGUACUCCAACAACCACGCCAAGAUGUCGCGAGGGGUCUCCUGCAAGUCGGGCUCGCCGCGCUUCGAGCACGGGAUAACUAACGGUGCCGCAUGGUACCCUCUUACAGGUGGAAUGCAGGACUACAACUAUUUGUGGCACGGAUGCAUGGAAAUCACAUUGGAAAUAUCCUGCUGCAAGUAUCCCCCGGCGCACGAGUUACCCAAGUAUUGGCAGGAUAACAAAGAGUCAAUGAUCAAGUACCUGGCCGAGGCGCACCGCGGCGCGCACGGGUUCGUGAUGGACGAGAACGGCAACCCGGUGGAGCGCGCGUCCGUGCGCGUCAAGUCACGCGACGUCGCCUACCACACCACGCGCUACGGCGAGUUCUGGCGCAUCCUGCUGCCCGGCACCUACCGCCUCGAGGUCACUGCCGAAGGCUACUUGCCACAAGAAGUAGAAUUUAUCGUUAUCGAUAGCCACCCAACUCUACUUAACGUUACUUUACAUUCGGCUAAGGGGUACGUGCCGAGCCUGCCCGCCAGAAAGCCGAGCCGCGGCUCCAGCAGGAGGGUCACCACCACCUCCACUACCACUACUACUACUUCUACUACAGCCCCUGGCGGUGCCGACGGAGCAUGGAAAUUCCCUGAAGACUAAACCACUCGCAUCGACGGCGGGCCGUACUACCGGCCGCUGGCGCCGACGCGGCCGCACGCGCCGCCGCCGCCACCUGGCAUCUUCGCCUCGCUAUCCAAUUCUUUCAACAGCUUCGUAUCUAAUAUCUUUGGUUGAGCUAAGAAACUCAACCUGAACGCGCAGACAUGCGGUGCUAUGUGUUAACCGCCUAACCCGGUUAUAGAUAUUUGCCUAGCUAGUGGUU
Molecule: messenger RNA, 1419 nt
Organism: Cydia strobilella
Lineage: Eukaryota; Metazoa; Arthropoda; Insecta; Lepidoptera; Tortricidae
Product: carboxypeptidase M
Exons: 10
Coding region: 18-1196 (392 amino acids)
Biological process (GO): protein processing; peptide metabolic process
Molecular function (GO): metallocarboxypeptidase activity; zinc ion binding
Source: RefSeq, a predicted model, not a curated record